Molecule: messenger RNA, 387 nt
Organism: Ostertagia ostertagi
Lineage: Eukaryota; Metazoa; Nematoda; Chromadorea; Rhabditida; Trichostrongylidae
Source: the annotation of a GenBank genome assembly
AUGAAGACAGAGUCUCGUUACUAUCGCAGUUUUAGGGUCGAGUUGAUGACCUUGUGGGGAUGGUUGUACUGCCUCAAUGAGUGGGUCAAUUGUCGAAGUCAAAAGCCACAAGUUUGGUCCGCUUACGAUAAAGAGCCCAAUAUUCGGCAAUGGAUGAAAUCGCCGUUCUUCUCUGCAAGAAUGGUGCUCAACAACUGCCCGUUCGCAUUUUUCCGGAUAGGCUUCUACCUUCGGUCGUUGGGUCGUGACGAUACGCCUGAUUAUUUCUACCUUGCCUCGUUACUCCAUGAAGCGAGUCGUACAGUGAAACGGAAGCAGAAACCAGAGCCAGUGAAUUUUGAUAAGAUCAUCGCUGAAAAUAAUCUACUCGAGAGGAACUUCUUUUAG